Messenger RNA from Rosa chinensis, 1027 nucleotides. RefSeq names its product auxin-induced protein 22D. The transcript is spliced from 2 exons. Gene Ontology annotation, molecular function: protein binding. The record is from RefSeq and is a predicted model, not a curated record. Gene Ontology annotation, biological process: regulation of DNA-templated transcription. Bases 125 to 691 code for a protein of 188 amino acids. NCBI's taxonomy places the organism in Eukaryota, Viridiplantae, Streptophyta, Magnoliopsida, Rosales, Rosaceae. Gene Ontology annotation, cellular component: nucleus.
UCAAACUUCAACUCCACAACAUACAAACACAAGAACUCAAUUCUCAUUCCUCUGAAUCAUAACUAUUCGAUCUCCUACUGCUAUUUGGUAAAUAAAGAGUUUGUGUAUAACCAAAUCGAUUACGAUGGAAGGGUCAGUGAGCUAUGAAAACUAUGACGAGCAGCUCAACUUCAAGGCAACUGAGCUCAGAUUGGGAUUGCCCGGAAGCGGGAUGGAAGAAUCAACUGCAUCACCUCCUCCUAAUACUAAGAAGAGGGCUUCACCGGAUCAAGAGUUGGUGGAUGAGGAGUGCAGGUCGUCUACUACCGACGAUGAGACACCGGACUUUACUUCCCGUCCCACCAAGACACAAGUAGUUGGAUGGCCUCCGAUCAGAUCUAACCGGAAAAACGUUAUGCAAGCGUACGUGAAAGUAAGCGUAGACGGAGCUCCUUACCUGAGGAAGAUUGAUAUCAAGGUUUACAAGAGCUACCCGGAACUCCUCAAGUCCUUACAGGACAUGUUCAAGCUAACCAUUGGUAGCUACUCAGAGAGAGAAGGCUACAAUGGAUCUGAAUUUGCUCCUACUUAUCAAGACAAAGAUGGUGACUGGAUGCUAGUUGGAGAUGUGCCAUGGAGUAUGUUUGCGUCGUCCUGCAAAAGGCUGAGAAUCAUGAAAGGAUCUGAAGCUAGAGGACUAGCUUGUCCCUGAAAGUACCACAUAUCACAACGAGCAACUCAAUGAAAGACAAUACAUUAAGGACGCUCAAAAGUCCUUUAGCAAAGCUUCAGUUCUCCACCAAGUUUGCUGAGAAUUCGAGGUGUACGACAGAAAAACAAAGACACACAGACAAAUAUAGUUCAGAAUACAGUUUUAUUUUUCCAUUUAUAUGUGCUUGAAAGAAAAACUAAAAGAAAAAAAAAAGAGAAACAUAGUUGAGAUCCAAUUGUACAGAGGAUUUUACAUGUAUGCUUUAUUUUCUCCUAAUAGGUGAUCAUAUAUAUGUAUGAAUGCGCUGCACAACAAUUUUUGUGUAAAUUGAAAAUA